GGAAAGAACUCAGGGCUACGAGUGACAAAAGGGUUUCAGCAAAGGGUGGUAGGAAUGGAGAAGAAAGGUUUGAGCGUUGUGUUGAUGGUGGCUAUCUUUGCCACCUCUUUCCUGGAGCUUCACGCUCGAGUGGACUUGCUCACUGCAUUUACUGCUGGAGUUGAUGGUGGUAAAGAUGAGCCAUGCUGCAACGAAUGCAUCUGCCCUCUAAUCUUCCCACGGAAAUGCUAUUGCACCUAUGUGCAGAAAGGGAGCUGCCCCGCCCCCUGCGGGAGUCCUUGCAUUUGCGACAAGUCCGCAUGGCCUACAUGCGGUUGUACGGUAGUCAAGAACAGCUGUGCCAAUACUUGCAAGACCACAGGCAUUGAGAAGUAACGAGGAUCAUCGUACCGAUCUCUCCUAUAUAUAUAUAUAUAUGUAUAAAUAAAUAAAAAGUUAUCUUAGGAUGAUGCUUCGUCUGGGAUGAACGGUUCUCUGUAAUAGGCAGUGUUAUUACUGGAUAACACGCCAGUGUUACUAUUUCCUAUUUUGUAGCCCUCUUGAUGAAUGGAUAGGCUGAUGUUGGAUGGGCUGGGAUUGACUGGAUUGAA
Messenger RNA from Magnolia sinica, 590 nucleotides. RefSeq names its product Bowman-Birk type proteinase inhibitor-like. The transcript is spliced from 2 exons. Bases 55 to 375 code for a protein of 106 amino acids. The record is from RefSeq and is a predicted model, not a curated record. Lineage: Eukaryota; Viridiplantae; Streptophyta; Magnoliopsida; Magnoliales; Magnoliaceae.